AUGAAAAUUUCGUCGGUUUUGAUCUUUAGCACUUGUCCAUCAGCUGGAAAGUCCCCCUUUUCCUCCGAGGUCCGACUAAUAGACACCCGUAUCACCAAAGGACAGAACGGUUUUGGUAUAACCUUGGCAGAAGUUUUGACAUUUAUUUCGAGCCGUCUGCUUGGACUCCAUGUUCCAACAUCUCUCCACCCAGACAGCGUUGGUUUCUAUCAGCGUCUGCUACAGAUACGUCACGUUGCAGAAAACCGAGUGGUUUACAGCAUAAGCGGUCAGUCCGAGCAGCCUACUCCAGUGCGCCCAGGGGAUAUCCUUUUGGCAAUAGGAAAGCAUCGACUGGCGGGAUGUAGUCCUGAAUAUGCUGUGCGGUUGCUAUCCGGCAUAUCGGUUGGUGACACCGUCAAUAUUACGCUCCUUCGUGGCGUUUCGUUAGCUCCAAUCGAUCUUCAGCCUUCUUCGUUUACCUUCUACCCAACGCACAGUUCACCGUCAAACACGUUUUUUCCUUCAUCGAAACAAUCGGUCUGUCUAAAUCACUGUGAAAUGACCACUAAUCUUAAGAACUCGCAGGUGAACAACUGCCAGUCUCAAUUGUCAUGUUCAAUUCCCACAAACGUUGGUCCCUCCGGAAAACACAAUGAAGGUGCUGUAACCAUAAAUGCAACGCAAGCAAAUCAGUUCCUAACAACGGUAUCAGUUGCGGAGCUCUUAUGCUCAAAUGGAUGCUAUCAGAAUACUUCUUGUUUAUCUACGACAUCCCCGGAUCAGAGAAAAGCCUAUCCAGGGAACAAUGUGACCACAUCAUUUUCAAGUAAGCGUGUGUUCUGUGUUAUAUGGGGAGUUGACCACUUGUAUCAUAUCACAAACAACCAACCAAUCGAUGCCGCAUACCACGCCCAUCUAUCCUCCGGAUUGUUCCUCACUUCAGGCUAUGAGACGUCGCCAGAAGCAACAGACAUCAAACCUUGUGCAAGCUCAGUAAGCGGAGUGACGCCGAGUUCUUUGCUGGAUGGGAAUGUGGUUUCAGUCGCAGUUCCACAACAAAAUCUGAUCCUACCUGUAACACAAUAUAGCAUAAUGCCACUUCUGGUGUGUACGAGAGGUGAACCAUCCAAUCAUUCGAAAACACGUAAUAGUAGCAAAACCAAAGGCAUUGCAUCCGACCUGUCGGACACCAUCCCAGUUUCGGUUCCACUACAGUCUGGUAUUCAAGGUGUUGGUAAAAGCGGUCCAUGUGAAACGCCGGACUACGUGCCAGCUUCCCGUUUCAUACUGCAGUCUGAACUUGCUUGCGCUUCCUCUCCGGAGACUACCAACUCACUCGGAUCAUACUCUAACACGUAUUCUGCAGCAGAAUCCCAUUUGUCUCGAGGGGAUGAAAUCUCAAAGGCUACCUCACCUGGAACGUGCAGCUCUUCGAAAACUACAUCGUAUAAGGAUUUUGAAGUCACUAUGGCAAUCAUAGGUGCUCACUGUGGAUUACAGAUUUGUGAAGGCGUGGCCAGCGGAAGUAUGGUUGAAGUAAAAGCUGUUGAUCUUCGGCACGUACCAAAUCAAUCAGUAGUGCCGAAAGUCGGUGAUCUACUAUUGGCAGUUGAAGGAAGUCCUGUGCUCAACAAACCCUUAAGUGAGGUCAAAGCAAUUCUUCAACAUCACAUUGAAACAAGCCCAACCAAAUGUGUGCACGUUUGGCUUCGGCGAACUCCACAACUCGCUUGCAAUUCUCCGCCCAACCGAAUGCCGGCCAGGAUAAAAUUUCGAAGUUUUCAGACGAAAUCAAACACGCACUUAGAAAAGCUUCCCAUAGGAACCUCAGCUACUUUUGAUGUGGUGCUUGAGCGAAAAGAAAAUGAAGGAUUUGGUUUCGUAAUUGUCAGUCCGCUGGACGGUUGCAAAGCCAGUGAAAUCGGUCGAAUCAUCCCCAAUAGCCCGGCGGAUCGAUCUGGGAUGCUCAAGGUUGGCUACCGCAUUCUGGCUAUCAAUGGUGAGCGUCUGGCUGGGAUGCAUCACAGUGAGAUUGUUCACAUAAUAAGACAAAACCAGCGGAAGUUAUUGCUUACAGUACAGCGGCCUCCCAGUCCAACCAAUCAGAAUGACACCAAGCAGGAUUACAUUACGGAGUUGCCGGAAGAUUUGCUCGAAAGGGUCUCCUGUUCGAAAACACCAGACGACCAGGUUGAAUACGCAAGGAUGAACGCAUGCAAAACGUCGAAUUUGAAUACGCUCUCCAAAGAAAAUGAAACGGCUAUGCGGCUUUCCGUUGGCCAAAUACCUUUGCUGUACUGUGUCAACUUGACGAAAGGAGCUGAAGGUUUUGGAUUUUCCAUUCGCGGUGGAAUCGACUUUGGACGCAUUCCGCUCUUUGUAUUCCGCAUUGCUGAUGGUGGUCCAACGUCUAUGGAUGGUCGCAUCCAGAUUGGGGAUGAAAUAGUUGAGAUUAACGGAGUUCCAACACAUAACAUGACGCACAAGGAAGCAGUGGACGCAAUUCAGCAGAGUGGGCAACAUUUGAAGAUGCUCCUUUCUCGUCAAAGUAGCAAACUGAACGAAGCAACUGUGUGAAAACUAUUCUUGGAAUCAUUUUUGAUUUAAUAAUUCAUUUCUCAAGUCAGAUGGCC
Molecule: messenger RNA, 2615 nt
Organism: Opisthorchis viverrini
Lineage: Eukaryota; Metazoa; Platyhelminthes; Trematoda; Opisthorchiida; Opisthorchiidae
Exons: 11
Coding region: 1-2559 (852 amino acids)
Biological process (GO): signal transduction
Cellular component (GO): cytoplasm
Molecular function (GO): protein binding
Source: RefSeq, a predicted model, not a curated record